AACGAUGAUUUCAGAAAAAACUACAACCUCGAUCCAAUCGACAUCAAUAUUCUACUAAAAUUAUUUCAACAUGUCACAAACUUAAAUUUCUUCAUGUUUAACAAUAAAACUUACAAAAUGGAAGACGGUCUACCUAUGGGAAAUCCCAUAAGUGGACUAUUAGCAAACAUCUUUAUUGAUCACCUUGAACUUCGAAUUAAAAAUCUACCAAAUUUCAAACAUGUUACCACCUGGUUAAGAUAUGUAGACGACAUAUUUGUCAUUUGGACUGGGACAAUAGAACAACUUCAUCACUUCCACACAACUAUUAACAAUAUUUCAGACAUAAAAUUUACAUUAGAAACAGAAUCAAAUAACACACUUAACUUUCUAGACAUCACUCUAUAUAACAAUAACAACCACAUAUCAUACAAUAUAUACAGGAAACCAACUACCACUGAUGUUAUAAUACCCUACAACUCCUAUCACUCACCUAACAUAAAAAUGGCCGCCUUCAACUUCCUCUUUAAUAGACUACUAAACACCCCCCUAAACCCAUUAGAUUUUCAUAACGAAUACAACACGAUCCUUCAAAUAGCUCAAAAUAACAACUACAAACCUACCCUCAUUAAUAACAUUUUUAAAAGAAUCAAAUACAAACAUUUGCUCAAAAACAUAUAUCCACAUCAUAAAUACAGCAAUAAAUACAUAACCAUCCCAUACUACAAACACAUACAUACACACCUACAAAAAGCACUAAACCCCUACAACAUCACCCUCACUAACACCACACACCCUACAUUACAAAAGAUUCUAACCAACUACAAACCAAAGGAACCACAUUAUUUACAAUCAGGAAUAUACAAAAUCACAUGUAACGAUUGCAACUGCAUAUAUAUAGGACAAACCACAAGAAAAUUUCUAACAAGAUUCACCGAACACAACAAAAACAAACCACAUUCAGCCAUAGGUACCCACAUAAAUAACACAAAACACACAAUAUCAAUAGACAAUACAAAAAUUCUACACAAAACCAACAAUUACAAGAAAUUAACAAUACUAGAACACUAUGAAAUUCACAAAGCGUUACAAGAUCCUAAUUUCAAAUUAAUAAAUGACAUAACUGAAUUCAAUGAUAAUCAUCUGUAUAAAUACGUUGCCCAUUCACAUAACACGCCACUGCCUCAUACAUAACCUCACAUACUGAUACACACACACUGCACUUAAUACAUGUAAGUAAUUAAUUUAUUUCUGUUAUAUGAUUUACUAUCCUUUAAUUCAAUUUCAGCGCUCACACAGACACAUACAUCAUUCAAUUUUAUAUAAAAAUAUGGACAUUUACAUCAUACAUUUCCAUCUUGUUAAAAAACGUAAUUCAGUAGACGCUACGGCCUGAUGAAGCCCUAUAAGGCGAAAUCGAUAGCCCAUAGAAAAUAAUAACAUUAUAGGUUUUUAUUAUACUUGAUUUUAUU
Molecule: messenger RNA, 1451 nt
Organism: Photinus pyralis (common eastern firefly)
Lineage: Eukaryota; Metazoa; Arthropoda; Insecta; Coleoptera; Lampyridae
Exons: 2
Coding region: 94-1173 (359 amino acids)
Source: RefSeq, a predicted model, not a curated record